Molecule: messenger RNA, 4024 nt
Organism: Ochotona curzoniae (black-lipped pika)
Lineage: Eukaryota; Metazoa; Chordata; Mammalia; Lagomorpha; Ochotonidae
Gene: TMEM67
Product: transmembrane protein 67
Exons: 28
Coding region: 18-3002 (994 amino acids)
Biological process (GO): cilium assembly
Cellular component (GO): ciliary transition zone; MKS complex
Source: RefSeq, a predicted model, not a curated record
CUGCCGGCGUCGGUACCAUGGCGACGCGCCUCGGGUUGCCGCUGGAAAUGGCGGUUUUCUCCGUGUUUUCCGCCCGGGAUUUAUCCACUUUCCUGCUGUUGGUGUUGUCUAGCGUUUCGCAGGCUCAGAUCUUUUCUCUCCCUUUCCGGCAGCCGGAGACCUGCGGCCAGGACCAGUACUUCGAUAUCUCUGCGCUCUCCUGUGCCCCGUGUGGAGCCCACCAGAGGCAGAGUGCUGAAGGUACGUCAUGCGUGUGCCUCGCUGGAUUUCAGAUGAUCUCUAAUAACGGAGGACCUGCUGUUGUUUGUAAAAAGUGCCCGGAGAGCAUGAGAGGUGUCACCGAAGAUGGUUGGAACUGCAUUUCUUGCCCUGGUGGCUUAACUGCAGACGGAAAAUGCCACUGUCCCCCUGGCCAUAUUUUAGUGGAAAGAAAUGCUAAUGGAACAUUGUUGUCUCAAGCAACUUGUGAGCGCUGUGAUGAAACGGAAGAUUCCUUUAUGGUUGCAAAUGCUUUAGGAAACAGGUGUGUCCGAUGCGAACCAACAUUCAUUAAUACCAGCAGGUCCUGUGCAUGCUCAGAACCGAACAUUUUAACAGGGGGAUUAUGUUUUAGCAGAAUGAACUUUCCUGCCCGUAUGAUUUCAACUGCACGUUAUUCAGAACUCGGCAUUUCCUUAAAUUCAGAAUGGUUUGCAAAGUACUUGCAGUCUUCAGCAGCUGCAUGUCGGAUGUAUGCCAAUCUAACCUCCUGUCAGACUCUUGGAAACAUGUGUGUAAUGAACAUGAACUCGCGUGAUCCUGCCACAUUUGAUGCAUGUUGGCUCUUCCAGUCUGUCUAUGAGAACACUGCUGCACUAGGCACUGUUCAUUCUAUUUCAUUUUGGAGGCAGAACCUUCCGUGGCUGUUCUACGGAGACCAGCUGGGAUUAGCACCUCAAGUUCUCAGGACCACGCCUCUUCCUACAAACUUCAGUUUUAAAGGGAAAAAUCAGAAUACAAAGCUGAAGUUUGUUGCUGCCUCCUAUGAUAUCAGCGGCCGUUUUCUCCAGUGGCAGUCUUUAGAAGGAGGUGUUUUACAGCUUUGUCCAGAUACAGAGGCAAGACUAAACGCUGCUUAUUCUUUUGGAACAACUUAUCAACAAAAUUGUGAGAUCCCUAUCUCUAAAAUCUUGAAUGACUUUCCCACUCCUAUAUUUUAUGAUGUAUACCUUGAAUAUAGUGAUGACAAUCAGCAGCAGCAUAUCUGGGCUGUGCCUGUGUUAAAUCUGAAUCUCCAGCACAAUAAAAUGUUUGUGAACCAAGACAGUAAUUCUGGCAAGUGGCUUCUGACACGACGCAUUUUCUUAGUGGAUGCAGUAAGUGGACGAGAAAAUGACUUGGGCAGUCUACCAAGAGUCGUUCGAAUUGCUACUCAGAUAUCACUGAGCAUCAACCUUGUACCCAAUACAAAGAAUGGAAACAUCUACCCUCCCUUAAUCACCAUUGCGUACAGGGACAUCGACACCAAAGACGCCAACAGCCAGUCUGUGAAGGUUUCUUUCUCAGUCACAUAUGAAAUGAAUCAAGGAGAAGCACAUGUCCAAACAGAUAUUGCCCUGGGUGUGUUGGGUGGACUGGCUGUUCUGGCAUCUCUUUUGAAGACAGCAGGAUGGAAGAGACGCAUUGGUAGUCCCAUGAUUGACUUACAGACAGUUAUGAAAUUCUUGGUGUACUAUGCUGGUGAUCUGGCCAAUGUCUUCUUUACGAUCACAGUGGGAGCAGGUCUUUAUUGGCUGAUUUUCUUCAAAGCGCAGAAGUCUGUCUCUGUUUUGCUACCAACACCUGUCCAGGAAGAAGAUUUUGUCAUUUAUGUAGGAUGCGCUUUCGCUCUGAAAGCUGUACAGUUUUUGCAUAAGCUCAUGUCCCAGAUAACUAUAGAUGUAUUCUUUAUUGAUUGGGAGAGACCCAAAGGAAAAGUUCUGAAAGCUGUUGAAGGUGAGGGUGGUGUGCGGAGUGCCACUGUUCCUGUAAGCAUAUGGAGAACAUAUUUUGUAGCAAAUGAAUGGAAUGAAAUUCAGACUGUGAGAAAAAUCAAUCCACUUUUUCAAAUACUUACUGUUCUCUUCUUUUUGGAGGUUGUGGGAUUCAAGAACCUAGCGUUGAUGGACUCAUCAUCUAGUCUUUCCAGCAGCCCAUCUGACUACGUCGCUCCUUACAGCCGCAUCUUGAGAUACGCAGUGUCGACUGCACUUUGGCUAGUCAUUGGAGUUAUACAGAUCGUGUUCUUUGCUGCUUUUUAUGAGAGAUUUGUAGAGGAUAAAAUUCGACAGUUCGUUGAUUUAUGCUCUAUGAGUAACAUAUCAGUAUUUGUGUUAUCCCACAAAUGUUUUGGAUAUUACAUUCAUGGUAGGUCAGUACAUGGCCAUGCAGAUACUAAUAUGGAAGAAAUGAAUAUGAAUCUUAAAAGAGAAGCGGAAAAUUUGUGCAGCCAGCGAGGUUUGGUACCCAACACAGAUGGCCAGACUUUUCAGAUGGCCAUUUCCAGCCAGAUGCGGCAGCAUUACGACAGGAUUCAUGAGAUGCUAACGAGGAAAAAUGGCCCUGCUAGACUACUGAGUUCAUCAACAAGUACUUUUGAGCAGUGCAUAAAAGCGUAUCAUACAAUGAAUAAAUUUCUUGGCUCGUUCAUCGACCAUGUUCAUAAGGAAAUGGAUUACUUUAUAAAAGAUAAAUUGCUUCUUGAAAGAAUUCUUGGGAUGGAAUUCAUGGAACCAAUGGAAAAGAGCAUCUUUUACAAUGAUGAGGGCUAUUCUUUCAGCAAUGUUCUGUAUUAUGGAAAUGAAGCCACUCUUCUUAUCUUUGAUCUGCUGUUCUUCUGUGUUGUUGAUUUGGCUUGCCAAAAUUUUGUUUUAGCAGCCUUCCUUACAUAUGUACAACAAGAGAUAUUUAGAUUCAUCCGUAAUACAGUAGGACAGAAGAAUUUGGCUGCUAAAACCUUGGUGGAUCAGAGAUUCCUGAUUUAAUUUGUUGAACAGACUCAAUUGUAGCAAAGAAUGUCAUGAUGUUAAGUUAGUCUGCCACAUAUUUUUAAAUUUUUAAUACAGAUUAUUCUGUUUUUUAUUCAUUUUUAUCUGCACAAAGAUUUAUUUUUAUAAUCUGUGACUGUAUGACAUGUUACAAUGGAAGAUGUCAUUUUCUCACUGUAUAUGGCACUUCAUACUCUAAUUAGCACUUCAGUGAAACGGGAAAAUGUGUUUAGUGUGACAGUUUUAACAUUAAUCAAAAUCAUCGCCAUUUGUCUUCAGAUCAUUUUAUAAACUAUGACAUGUCUUUAUUUUCUCGCAUUGACAUAAUUAUUUCAUUCCAAAUUCAGCACUAAUUUUCAGAUAAGUGUUUUUAUGUUUUACCUCUUUGUGGUUAAAUGUUGAAAGAUGUUUCCAAAUUUCUAAGGUUACGUUUAUUGUACUGCUAAUUGCGUUGUUCACCUGGCUUGACAGUGAGCUAAUUCUCAUGAAAUGGGAAUUCCUUUACAAUCUUGCAUUAGUUGAGUACUUUUUCCACAAGGUGUCUUACAUCUCUAAUGUAACUGACAUUUAUGAAGCCAGUUUGCUUUUAUAUGCAUUUUUAACAACUUAAUCUUUUAAAGGUACUGCUCCAAAGCUUUGCUCUUUAUGCUAAAGAUUGUAAAUUACAAACUGUGUCUUUCUUGUGUUAUAUUGACAAGGUGUUUCACUGAGCUAACUUGGGCUUUAUAGGUCAGCAAGCCUGCAUUUUGGGGGAAAAAAAUACACGCAAAGUAUGAUUCAAGUGAAUUCUGAACGAAGGAUUUCAGUUACAUGAUUUUUUUCUUCAGUACUUUUAACAUUUUCCUCAUUGUGUACCUUGUACUUGAAAGGCCAUACAUAUUUGAGGUAUGAUGGCCAUCAGCUGCUGAAUCAAUGCUUCAUACUACUUUCUGUGUUAAUUACAUGUAAAUACUUAAUUGCAAUCCUAUGUAUUAUGUUUGCUUUUAAAUUGUAAAUAUGUAAUAAACCAUGUGGUGUUU